CUUCCCAGAUUGUGGCGGAGCGCUUGACUGCCUCGAGGGGCUCUGGGCUCUCAGUGCUACGGUGUUUGUCACUUAGUGAAGAGGGUGUGGAUUGUGACGCUGUAUAAAGACAAAUAAAGGCCAAAGAACUGGACGUAAAUACAGAAUCAUACUCUGUAACGCGCGGCCAAGAACGUGAAAGCGAAAAAUACAGGAAAAAUGUGAGAAUAUUCCGCUUGUUCGAAUACUUUCUUCGAACGCUGAUAAGACUUCGAAGCAUCGUCACCACCAGCACCGCCACCACCACCAAAACCACCACCGCCCGUUGAGAGCUCCGUGUCUUUAACUUACCCCUCUCUCUCUCUCUCUCUCUCUCUCUCUCUCUCUGUCAGUCAGUCAUCAUGGGCGUCUUGGCUCUCUUUCUUGUGGUGUGGCUGGCGGCGGGUUGGAGUCGGGCACACCUCAUGGAUAACUUGGUGGGAGCGGCGGGCCUGCCCACCUGCCCGGCUCAGCUUCACGCCGCGCACCGCCGACACCUGCUCACCACAGCGCCCAUGCCUCCCUCUGUGCGCGGCAGGUGGAUCUCCUCAAGAUGCGAGACCCCGGCCAGGCCCUCAGUACGUGCUGCGCUCCUACACCUUCCAUCGCGACGGCUCCUUCCUGCUAUCACUCCAUACCUUACCGCGACCCGUCCUGCGCCCACCCUACCCGCUCCCUCAUGGCUCGCGGCAAUCUGACCCUGGGCCGCCCCUCCUGGAUCACCCCGGGUGGCACUGAGGCGGAGUACACCCUUUCUAAGGUGGAGGUAAUGGGUCACUCUCACCAGGACGCCACCAAGCUUGCUCUCGCCGUGAACGCCACCUGUCCGGGCAAGAUUACUAAGCCCUGGAAGCCACACAAAGCCUACGUGGUGCUGUCAUACGCCGAGGCUGCCAACGAAGUGACGGAAGAUGAGGACUGCUCCCGUGGACUUGGCGGCGCGUGGAAUGAACUCCAGCUUCUGAGAGUAGAGGUGACGAUGCAAGGACACGACGCGGGAACAGCGGCGGCGGCGACCAGGGAGGAGGCGCAGCAGGAGGAUACUGGUGGUGGUAGUGGCAUGAAGUCCCCCAAAAUCAUUCGCAAGGAGCUUUUCUUGGGGGAUCUUCACACGGACUCAAGCAAGCAGGAGCUGUACCGCCCCACUGGCUAUCAGACGCCACUCCUGCACGCCAAAUAUGCUGGGGCGUGUGGGGGCGUAUGCAAGGCUGUUGAACGGGGCACAGAUGACAGCCCGCCCCACCUCCACGCCAGUCCCGCCCUACCCCUCUUGCUGGCGGGCUCCUGGGCCUCCCGCCGGUGUGAGACACGCCCCUAUGGCAUGUUUCUCACCCGCCACCUCGAAUUCAGUCCAACCGGCCACCGCUGGACCAUGACUCUACGUCACUACCACGACCCUGAGUGCACCAGGCCCUCCUUCACCCUGCAGGCCAGCGGCACCCACCGUCCCGCCACCAUCUUGCCAUCCCCAGCGUCUCCCCGCCACACCUUCAUCACGACCUACGCCCACGACUUCAACGUGACGCGGCUGCUGCUCACCCCCGAGGACGAGUACUUGUCCCGCGCCCUGAACAUGUACAACAAUGUGGACUGCGGAGUGCAGGGCUCCUGGGUGCGCGGCGAGGCCCAAGACGUCACGCCCACGGGCGGCUGUGCGGCCGUCGGGGUUCAGGUGCCCGCGGUGAAGAAAGAGAUUGUGCGCACAGGCGUGGAUGAGACAGGCAGGAUGUGGCUAGCUCUGGGACAGACGCCCACCGCCAAGCAGCUGUCAGGGGCGCGACGCCCCACCAGCUGGGGACCAGAGCUCACCAGUUGUCGUAGUUACCAUGCCUACCAUCACGACAACACCCUCUUGCCCAUCGUGGGCGCCCGUACUGCCUCCUCGGCCUCAGCCAAGCACACUCUGCCAGCGUGCACGACAUUGCUGGCACUGUUGGUCCUGCUGGCCGCCCCGCACCACCGCUAGGCCGCUCGCCACGGCACCAGCGGCAGUCAGCAACACACAUCUCACUGAAAGCAAUACUUAGUGAGAGAAAAGAAAAGGUUUUUAUGCCACUGAGGUGACGUGUUUGUCCCGAUGUGUGGCCUUGAUCGAGACAAGAGGCUGGGGCCCCACAGGCACUGCACAGAACCUCGGGCACCCUAGAGUGCUGUCGACCAGUAGACUGGAAAUACAGCGACUCCCGCGCCUAGGUAGCAUUAUGCUCGCCGUACAAAUCCUAGUAGAAAGCUGGCACCACCCUUCGUCCUCUCUGACCUGAGGGAAAGUUCAUCCUCCCUCUCCGUCUUCUCCCGCUCCUCGACACUCCACGGACAGUCCAGAGCACAACGCGGUCAUUGCCUCACGCUGAGACACGACUCACUCUACGGGUCAUUCUUGCCGGAAAUGGACAUUAUAUUUACGAUAUGAUAAUAAUAAUAAUAAUAAUAAUAAUAAUAAUAAUAAUAAUAAUAAUAAUAAUAAUAAUAAUAAUAAUAAUAAUAGUAAUAAUAAUAAUAAUAAUAAUAAUAAUAACUAUAAUAAUAAUAAUAAUAAUUAUGGCUUUCUAUGAAAUCGAAAGGUCACGUGACGCCGUGGGAGAAGUAAACUAGAGUGUGUGUUGUCUAUUCUCAGUUGUAUGUUUUCACUGUCGUGUCAAUAAUAAUAAUAAUAAUAAUAAUAAUAGUAAUAAUAAUAAUAAUAACAUGGGCAACUUUAGGAAAAGAUAGUAAAAUACGAGGUGUAGAAUACUUUAUUACCCCGUCCCUACCCCUCCCUCCCAGCAGCGGCAGGACUGUGGUGAGAGAGAGAGAGAGAGAGAGAGAGAGAGAGAGAGAGAGAGAGAGAGAGAGUUGUCACUAUAGUUACAGUUAAGCACAUGAGCUAGUCAGUCAUUCAGUCACCACAGUUACUGCCACUCUACAUUCCAUUACUACAGCCACCAUCACUCAGCCACCUCAGCUAGUCAGGCACCAGUCACCAGCAUGCCCGGUACAAGCCAACAGGUAACUAGAAGCAACAAUUACAAAUAAAGAAAAAAUGGAAUUCAA
Scylla paramamosain (green mud crab) is the source of this 3048-nucleotide messenger RNA. Its product is annotated as protein APCDD1-like. Bases 572 to 1984 code for a protein of 470 amino acids. The record is from RefSeq and is a predicted model, not a curated record. Gene Ontology annotation, cellular component: plasma membrane. Gene Ontology annotation, molecular function: Wnt-protein binding. Lineage: Eukaryota; Metazoa; Arthropoda; Malacostraca; Decapoda; Portunidae. The transcript is spliced from 8 exons. Gene Ontology annotation, biological process: negative regulation of Wnt signaling pathway.